UCAUAAGAUUUUCAUUCAUUUUAUUGCUAAUUUUAAAAUCCUCCAUAUUUUAAUAUCUUUAUCUGAGGGAAUUUCAAAAAUGAUGACAGUUAUCGCUCAGGACACGAUUGAAAACGCAAGCAACAAAUUGAGGGAUUUUGUCGAUAUUUUAGCGCAUGGGGUGGGUUUUAACUGAAGUCCAUCGAACGAUUUUCUCUCGAUACCACUGGCGGCCAACGGCUGACAGUGGCUUCGUUCAUCCAUCUGCAAGCCUGCAUGUGGAGGAAUUUGGUGUCAUUGCCAUCAGAGAAUCUGGGCCACUGCCAGUGACCGGGGAAUGCUGCAUUUGCCAAAAAUAAAACAUGCGCUCUGUUGUCCAUGGAAUUAAAUUUCAGAGGUAGUUCUACUACUUGAGGCGACGUUGCUCGAAGGGCUAGUGAUGAAAUAUGGGGCAACUGAGGUUAAAAUUGCACUAUACCCCCACCCAAAUUCAACCUUCUUUACGGUUAAAUUAUGCCAAUUGGCACAAUAUAAAGGAAGCUGAGUGUAAUAUUAAAAGCUUAUUAAAGGAAGGAAGACACUCCUUCUCACAAAAAAUUGUGUCUUGUAAGAUCUGUUUAACUAUUGCGCUAUCCAACAGUUAACGCCGCGACGGCACUAAUCAGGGCAGUCCUAAAGCGAGGUGAGAUGACACGACUGCAGAGAUGGUGUAAUGACUGCUCCUGAUGUAACGAGGAAGAAAAUCAAGUUGAUUCAUUCUUUUUUAAGAUAAAUUAUGAAACCUCACAGGGAGAGCGUAUCUGCACUUGUCUUCCGGUUUGCCGGGGCAUUUCAAGUCGCCGCCCUUCCCAGAAUGAUCUGGGCAAAAUUACGAAGGUCGUUUAAAGUUCCACUGUUCUGAAUCUCUGAGAAUGCGGAUCUGAAACAACAGGAAGUUUGCUUCGAUCACUGGACGCCAGGUUCCUCGUUUACCUGUCACCUGGAACGAUUCCAGCAUCGCCACACGCUCGGAGGAUCUGCGGCUUCCUUCCAACCCUGCUCCGAGUUGAAUGACUCUGGCUGCCGCAGCGUUUCCCCAGUUGUUCUGCGAAGGUCAGCGGCGAUCGGCUGCGGGUCUGCUUUUGGAUCGGUUGAAAGCUCCACUGAUGUUGAGACCAAACUCCAACAGAAAUGAAAUUCAUGAUUGAUUAACACAGUGACAUCUGGUAAAAAUUAAUGAAAAAAGGUGAUUUUGAUGUAAAAUUAGAACAAAGAUGACUUUAUGCAUAUUGUACACAAUUUCAGCCCAGUGAAUACUACAACAGAAGAUUUGAAGACAGACACACAAGGUUAAAUAAUAUUGGAAAAGCUGACUCUGUUUUAAAUAUAUCAAGAAUCCAGCUGCUGGCUCCUGGCACAGGGACAAAACUUUAAAACUGAGAUUUACCAAGCUUACAGAUGAUUUGUGAUCAAAUCCUUUUAAAAUCUUUAUGGUAAAACAGCCUGAGAAACAAAGUACAGGGCGAAAGCAAAUUGUAUAUUUUCUACUGUCAAUGGCCGCUAUUUACAAAUGCCGCUAAUGCAGAAAAUAGAUGGCCAGGCGCUUCAUGGACACAAAUCUGCUGGUAUUGCAAACAAGAAACAGUGCAGUUUAGAUGUGAAUUCAGCUGAAGAGGAAAAGAGAACAAAGGGCUUCAACAAUAGUUUGGAACCACUACCAGGAACUGCAAGAUACACAGAUCCGCUGAGAGACGGAAUGCUGAACUGUAACACACAAUUCAGUUGCACCAGAGUAGAGGAGGAGACUGGAUCUGAAUUUUUUAGCAGCAGACUUGCUGGGAUUGAGGAAAGCAGCACCAACACAACUACUGCAGUCAGUACAGAGAAAGAAUCCCCUUUUUUAUCUCUUAACUCUUCUGGCUAUUGGUCCGAUCUACAGAACCAGUCUGUUGAAACAGACGGAGAAUCUACACAUGGAGAUAAAAUGGCAGUAGGUAAGUGGGAGCAUCGAUCUGAAUUGCAAUCACCUGACCAGGACACAAGUUGUGAAGAGCAUUUGCUGGGACCUGCUGUGAGACUGGAAUUUCCUAAAGAUGUGACAUUAUCAUACAGUGUUAUCAGACAGAAAUCUGGACUUGUUGAUCAUGAGCUUCAAGAGGCAACAAGAAGGAGGCUGUGUAUUUUAGAAAGUGAAACCAAAGAUGUCCGGGUGCUUUUUAAUGAAUUGUCAUCAAGACUGAUUUCAGUUCAUGCUGAGAAGGACCUCUUUGUUCUCACCUUUAAGACUGUUGAGGAAAUCUGGAAAUUUACAACUUAUCUUUCUCUCGGGUUUGUUGGUCGCUGUUUGGAGAACUUGUUGUUGGACCAACGUUUCUGGUUGAAUGUGUCGCUGGUGGAAGAUGUGAGGAUUCAGGUUGAAGUGAAUGAAGCACAUUUUUCAUUGAUGUAUCUGGAUCUUCUGUUACAGGAAGGUCACUUUUUCACCAGAGCCUUAUCCAACAUUCCAAAGAGUGAAGAGCAAGAUCUGCACAUUUGCAAGGAGGAUCUCAUCAAGGUUAAAGAUAUCGGGGAUGACUCAAACUGGGAAGCAACUGCACUCUCAACCAAUGAAAAGGGCCUCGUUCCGGUUUCUGCUCCGCAGGCUCUUCUCUACCCAUUCUACCAGUGGUUCCUGAAGACAAGAGCAGAAAACUUUGGUGGCUAUGAGAAAUGUAAACACCAGUUCCCCCAUUCAAUUGGUACUGGCACCUGCAUUGCAACUGUGGAUUACAAAGCAUGUGAGGUGGAUGAACUGUGUUUCAGUGAAGGAGAGAAGAUUCAGAUAAUUGGCUUCCUUCUUUCUAACCUGAAGUGGUUUUUAGGGAAGUCUUUCUCUACUGGAGAUACUGGGUUUGUACCAGUAAAACACAUGCGGCCUGAACAAUUCAAACCACUAGAAGCCCACCUUUUAUUCUUAAGUGAAGAAGAAAAAUCUUCUUUGAACACGUUUAGAAAACCUGAUGAACGACAUUGCAUCAAUCUUUUGAAUAAGCUCUCCCAGAGUGAUAUCAACACUGUUUAUCGUUUAGGGGAAUUAUUUCCUUCCACGUUUGAUCAACGUCACCUAUCUAACCCAGUGGGACAUCUUCACGACAAUGUUCCAGAUAAGAGCCCUUCUUACCAUAAGGAAUUAGAACAAGUCGUUCCAGAUAUGGAUCAACCCAAGCAUCCAAGAUUUUAUAUAGAUCUUAAUCUUGAAGAUAUGAGUGAUCCUGAAGUGUUUGAUCCAAUGCUGAAAUUUCUAAACCAAGAGGAAUACAUUCCACGUUUCAAGCAUUUCUAUGACUUGAAUUUUUCCUUCAUAGGCUCCAUCUUGUAUGGGGUAACUGAAGAGAAGGAAGUUUUACAGUAUUUAGAAAAGGCAAGGGAGAUGGCCAAAAUGUACAACAAACAUUGGGCAUACUGCAGAAUCUGUUUCCUGUUGGGAAGACUUUGUGCUAAACGACUCAGAUUCUCGCAGGCCAGAGUGUAUUUUGAAGAAGCAAUGACUCUGGUUCAAGGGACCUUUUCUGACUUGUAUCUGUUGACUGCUUUAUAUGUGAACUUGGCGUCUGUGUAUUUGAAGCUAAAAAUGAAAGAAAAAUCUCACACUCUUGUGGAAAAGGCUGCAACGCUUCUCAUGUGCAUUCCAUCUCAUGUUUACUGUUCAGAGAAUGAGUUAGAGAUACUUUACAUUCUCCUUAAAAGAGCAAUGAUUACCAAUGAUUAUUACCUGGAGGCACGUACCUGUUUUCUAAUAGCAAAGCUUCUUCUGGAAAGCAGAAAGUCUGAAGAAGCAUUAGCAUUUGCUGAACAUUUACAGUUCCUUUCAAACAGUUUCAGUUCACGAGGUAACAUUGUCUCAAUAGAUGUGCAUUUGAUUUUAAGUUGCAUAUACAACAAAAAAUGCUUAUCACAGCUUGCCCUAGCAGCUUUAAGAUUUGCUCAGUCUGGCUCAAGUUCCACAUUGUUUGGUUCUUUGCAGAAAGCUGAUUUUCUUAUUGAAACAAUUGUAAACUCUAGUACUCAAGGAAUUUGUACUGGAGAAAUCCCUCCACAGGCUGCACUUUAUCUUCAAGAAGCUCUGGAUGUUGCAUCAAGCAAUAGCAAUGUAAACAGCCUAAGGGAUUUGAACUUUGCAUUGGCAAAUUUAUACCAGCAACAUAAGUUAUAUAAAAAGGCAAUUAAUUACAUGACAAAAUCUGCAGAAGUAGCAAGCUGCAUCAAUGAUGGAGGAACUUUCAAAGCUCGUCUUUCCCUUGCUUGGCUAUAUAUUCUAAAUAAUCAGUCAACUAUGGCAUCAGAAAUAUUGAAUUCCCUUUUAGAAUCAUCACUUAAGAUGCAUGACCCUAUACAACAGGGAGUUGUUUAUAACAUGCUGGCACUUUCUCUACGAAAGCACACCAGGCUAAAAGAAGCUGUGGAACACUGCCAUAGUGCAAUAAUAACUGCUGAAGAAAGUGGCAUAAAAUGUAACCAAGCCAUUGCUCAUGCUAACUUUGGAUCUCUAAUUCUGCAUUGUAAAUUUCUUGCAUUGCCCGGAUGCUAUCUCAGGAAAUCUUUAAAUCUGUAUUUUCAAACGCAAGACUGCUGCUUGGAAGUGGGUUAUGUGCAAGUUCUGCUGAGCCUGGGACAAUACUACAUAGAGAGAGGCUUGAGAAAUGAAGGGAGACUGCAUUGUGAGCUAGCACUUCUCACUGCCAUGAAAACCAAUAAUGUUCAUUACCAAAUCCAGGCUAUUGAACAACUCUGCAGCUUCUAUGAAAAGAUUUUACAUGAUAAAUUGCAAUGUAUUGUAUAUUAUGAACACUGGUUGCUGCUCGCUCGUAAAUUAAAAGACAAGGAACAGGAGAUGAAAACAUUGACCAUUCUAAGUCAUCUUUGCUUUUUGUUCAACACAGAAAGCUCCUACAGAUCAUCUCUAAGCUACACCAAGCAGAACCUGAAGAAUUUUAUUGAUCUCGGAAUGCAAAGCAAGGAGGCUGAAGCCUGGCUGAUGGCUGGUAAAACCUACUACAUGAUGGAACAAGAUGAACUUGUUGAACUAUACUUACAGGCUGCUGUACAGACGGCUCAGAGAAUAAAGAAUACGCACUUUACCAUGAAAAUAAAUGAAGAGGCUGGAGAUGUGUUUUACAAUGGACCCAGAGAGAGAGAGAAAGCAGUGAAAUUUUAUAGGGAUGGGGCAGUACCCCUGGCCAGAAUGACAAAUGAUUUUGACGUGGAGCUCAGACUCUUCAACAAACUAGCUGAACUUAGUAUAUCACUGAACAAUCUAGAACGAGCCCUAGAAUACGCGAUUGCAGCUGUAAGACUCAGUAUAAACACUGGAGACCAGCUGAAGGAACGUGUUGCUUUUUAUCGAUUAGCCACAGUGUACUAUUUGUAUCAGCAGUAUGAGAUGGCUGAAAACUACUACCUAAAGGCACUGUCACUGAGUUCUCAUCUAUUGCAAUCUCCAAAGGAAGCAAAGUUUUAUCUGAAAACUUAUUUCAGACUGGGUGAUAUUACACUCCACAAACUCAAGGAUCCACAUGAUGCUGCUGGAUAUUUCCAAAUGGCUUUUGCUGCAGCUAUCGAACUAGGACGCAAUGAAGAUUUGUUUAAUAUUUGCACUAAGCUUGCCAACAUUUACAAGAACUACAUUGUAAAUGAAGAUCUCUGUUCUCAAUUUGUUGAGAAAGCAAAGGCCCUCAGCAAUAAGCUACACAAAACCAAACAGAGCUCGUCAUCAAACUAAUGUGAAAUUAUUUAAAAUGUAACCCAAACUCUCAUGACAUGUACUCUAUCACCUAAGCAUUUGAAAGUACCUUCCUAAUGUAACAUACUCAGGUACAUUUACCUUUCUUACGUGCCCAAGAAUGGAAGCAAAGGCUGAACAAAGUGAAGUUACAACGUCAAAAUGAAUGAUUGAGGAGAUGAAAUAGGUCAGUAUUUGGUAACCAGAGAUGCUAUCUGGAUUCUAAGAGCUUGUGGAUUAAGGGGAGGGUGGAUUGACAGUCACAAUAGUGAAGAUUUCAGUUUUGAGUUUCUGGAGAAUAUUGGUUUUCAUUUGGUUACCAUGCUGAAUAAAAUAGAAAACUGUCAGCAACCAAACUUGUAUUGCCAAAGUUUGCAACAAUUAUAAAAUUGAGUAUAAAAUUGUUUUUGAAUAUUUAGGCUAUUAGACAACUGAGAGAGAACAGCAUAAUCUGUUGUAUUUAAAGCUGGAACAAUUUUAAUUAUGUUGUUGAGCCUGUUAUCAUGUGUUUUAUAUGUAUAUAAGUUGCAAUGAAUGUUAUGGGUUCUUAGUGUAAAUGUACAAUUAAAAAAUUCCAAAUGAAGUAAAAAUGGUGAAUAGUUCUACAAGGAAAGCUACUGGUAAUACAGUAUUUUUAUAAUGCAUGUGGAAUUUAACAGCUUCUUUAAAUAAAAAAUACUUUGUGUAACAUUCUAUUAAAUCACAAACUGUAAAAAUUUGCUAUUCUUAAAGCACGUGCAGCAGAAUUGAGCUAACAGCCCCCGUGCCUCAUUCCUGGAAAGGUGCUCUAUUUUAUUUGCUUUUUACUUUAUGCUUUUCUGUCCAGAAAUAAAUCUUAAAUGAUUGCUUUCAGAUUUUUUUUUAUAUAAAUUGAACUGUAGUAAAUUCUCUUUAUCUACAUUUUGUGGUAUGUACUGAACAUUCAAAGUAUUCCCUAAAAGAGGUGAUUAGCUUUAAGUGUCUCACUUUUUAUAUACUAUUUAAAACAUAAGUUGAUUUAGCAAAAUAAUGAUCUUAUUCAGAAUGCACUGCAAUAAAGUAUUAGUUUGUAUUAAUAAUGACCAGGUAUAAUUAUGGAGCCUGAAACUCCCUUGAACUAAAAACAUAAGCAUUAAUUACUUGGUUAACAAUUAUGCUCUCAAAACUUAGAAUGAUUUGAAUAUGAUUACAUAUCAGUAAAUCAUAUUCUUUUGUUUCCUGUCGAUUCUGUGAACAUCCAGUGGUCAAAGGCGUCCACUAUAUUGGGCAUUACGCUCCAUUAUAAAUAGCAGGACAGCUGUAAGCAAAGGUGUCAGAUGUCAAAAAUGCAGUUUUUCCACGAUAAACUUUGACAGUCAAUAAAAUAGAUUUUGAUGUGCUAACAUUUUAACAGACAUCUUGAUAUGCUACUCAUCUUUCUCAGCAACCAGCCCUUGUACCAUUAAAAAUGCACGUAGGUACUUGUCAGUGUCAUGUUAUCUUUACAAAUUUGAGUAUAUAUGAUGGAAGUACAACUGGCAGGGAUGAAAAUGAUAAAAGUGAUUUAUGUAGUAUUUUAUAUUGUUUGAGUAGGAUUGGAGAGAUGAUUUGAAUGUAUCAUAGUCCAAUAGCAAUGUGAAGGUAUUUUUAUAUUAAAAGAUUUUAUGUAACAAAUUAAGAAGUUCUGUUCAUAUUUUUGUAAUAUAAAAUAGGCUAAACAUUGGAGUAUUUUAAUUGAAAGCACUUAACCUAGUGGAAUACAAUGUUAGUUUAUUUCUGUAAUGCUCGAUACAGUUUAAAAUAUUUAGUGUAAGUUAAUAAAAUGAAUAAU
Molecule: messenger RNA, 7505 nt
Organism: Hypanus sabinus (Atlantic stingray)
Lineage: Eukaryota; Metazoa; Chordata; Chondrichthyes; Myliobatiformes; Dasyatidae
Gene: sh3tc2
Product: SH3 domain and tetratricopeptide repeats 2
Exons: 19
Coding region: 1529-5716 (1395 amino acids)
Biological process (GO): regulation of ERBB signaling pathway; regulation of intracellular protein transport
Cellular component (GO): recycling endosome
Molecular function (GO): protein binding
Source: RefSeq, a predicted model, not a curated record